GCAGGAAGCUGGUUCCUGACCCGAGGUUUACUGGGUAAUUCGGUAGAGUUACAACUGCCUGCGAAACCGACGCCGCUGUGCAGCAGCGGGCGUUCGAGUCCUCCUGUCUGCUUGUUCGAGACUCCAGAAGAUGUCAGCUCAAGGCCAUGCCUGGUCCCGACAGGUGAAGAAGGAGGAUGAAGAAGAGGACCCACUGGACCAGCUCAUCUCCCGCUCCGGCUGUGCUGCUUCCCACUAUGCAGUGCAGGAGUGCAUGGCCCAGCACCAGGACUGGAGGCAGUGCCAGCCACAGGUGCAGGCCUUCCGGGACUGCAUGAGUGAACAGCAGGCAAGGCGACGGGAGGAACUGCAGAGGCUGAAAGAGCAAAGCAGCGCCCACCGCUGAGACCCCAAACCACCUAUCCCCAGAGGAUGGCCCUGCAGAAACUAACACCCAGACAGAUCAUGGGAGAAAGAAAUCCUGAACAGUGGAAGUUUGUGCCAAGAACUCUAAGACUUGGGGAUAGUAUUUGGGCCCGGGGCUGAGAGCCAGGCAGCCAUGGGGUUGGACAUGAGCUAUCAUGUUGAGAUCCCACACAUCCUCAUCCAUAUUGUGUCAACAAUAUUAAAUAUUGACCAGUAUUUGCCAUGUAAAAUAGUGGGGUUAAGGGAUGCUCCCCUAUGCUACAUCUUGGGUCAGUGUGCCAAGUACUGUGCUGAUUACAUGGACAUUUAAUUUUAAAGUAAAUUCACAAUCUAAAGGUAAAUUUGUUUUAUGAGACCUCAUGUGCCAUGCACUGUGUAGGAAACUGAUGUAAUGCAAAUAUAUC
Molecule: messenger RNA, 809 nt
Organism: Budorcas taxicolor (takin)
Lineage: Eukaryota; Metazoa; Chordata; Mammalia; Artiodactyla; Bovidae
Product: cytochrome c oxidase assembly factor 4 homolog, mitochondrial
Exons: 2
Coding region: 131-385 (84 amino acids)
Biological process (GO): mitochondrial respiratory chain complex IV assembly
Cellular component (GO): mitochondrial intermembrane space
Source: RefSeq, a predicted model, not a curated record